Hippocampus comes (tiger tail seahorse) is the source of this 5558-nucleotide messenger RNA. It is a transcript of the gene lrrc41, whose product is annotated as leucine rich repeat containing 41. The transcript has 9 exons. Lineage: Eukaryota; Metazoa; Chordata; Actinopteri; Syngnathiformes; Syngnathidae. The coding region runs from base 20 to 1945 and encodes 641 amino acids. The record is from RefSeq and is a predicted model, not a curated record.
GCAACGCGCGUUCCGAGGUAUGGGGCGUGGCCACAAGCGUCAUCGACACACGCCUCGGUGCGCGCUUGGCAGAUUUUCUUCCAGUUUACUCGGCACGCGCAUCGGAACCUCGGCACAGUCGGGCACGUCACUACUAGACACUAGCAUGGAGAAGAAACAUAUCACGACUUUAAGGGACGUCUGCUUGAAAGCCGUCCAUUGUCAUUUCUGUUUACAAAAUGUGGGCGCAGGGCAGAUUCUCGAUCUGCCAGCAGACCUAUUGAAAGAUCUCCUUCCUUUCAUGAACGUGUGUCAGCUGGAUGAGCUUCAGACUGGCCUUGAGCUCAAAGGAGUGUCCACCUACUCUGCAUGGAUGAAGAUGUACCGAAAGUUGGUGGUGAGGGAGCAGCAAAGGACCUUUGCCACUUCGCAAGACGUCCAAGAGGAAGUGAUGCGACAGAUGUUUGCCCAGUUUCUCCAUCAUCCGUCCAACGAGUCGGGCCUCCGGAGUUCCAUCCGCUUGCCCACAUUCCUGUCGACGGCGGUCAAGUACGUCAGCCACGUGAGGCUGAGUCGUUACAUCGACCCCCUCGUGAGCUUGCUCGUGGAGGAGCCCCUUCUCUCCAGUUUGGAGAAGACGGUGGAGUUGCUGCAGUUUGAGUGGGUAGGCCCUCACGUGUCUCAGGAUUUGGCUGAAGUACUGAACUUCUUGGUACAUCGCUUUGUGGACCACGGCGUGGUUAAACACCUCAUCCUGAACUGUCCCUCCCCCAACUUCUUGACCUCGCUGUUCAAAGAACGCUGCCAUCGGUAUAAACCUGUCAUACCGUCGCAACCCCGUGAAAGUUUGAUGAACUUAAUGUCUGAUGAAGAUGGUCCCUGCAACAAAAAAUUGAGGUGGGAUAAGACGGCGUGCUCGGUCUUGCAUCGUUGCAUAGACUUUUCUCCCGGCUGCAGGACGCCCUGUCAAGAUUUAAAGAUCCAAAGUCUCGAAGUAGCUGUUGAUAACACGGAGCACUUUUUGGACAUCUUUGAUCUCCUGCCCACGUUUGACAGCCUGACCACUCUGACGCUGAAAACGCCAUACAGAUAUUUCUUUCCCAUCCGGAUGAUCGAGGAAGGCCUGGCAAGUGCGCUGGUGUCUCUGUCCUCACGUCCCCACCGCUCCCUCCGCCACUUGGCCCUUUCCUUACUGCAGCGGGGGGAACCGCUGUGCGCCCUGCUGCAAGCGUAUCGGGAGCUGAAGGAGCUGGAUGUGGAGAUCUUCAUGGAAGGCAAGAGGAAUGACCAAGGCAAAAUGGAGCUGGAAGGUGAAGUUCUCCUGGAGCGCCUGUCGGUCAACAUGGGCAGGAAACGGCACGACGCUGACUUCCUCGUGAAGGUGUUGAGGGCGUGCCCGCACCUGCUCUCGCUGGAGGUCUCGGUUAUGCCCUUGCCCAGAGGCCACUCUCAGAAGGUUCUCAUCAACACAAUCGCAGAGUCAAACGUUGGCCUGACGAGUCUCUGCUUGUGGGACCUCAACUUGUCCGAUUGUUUGGAGGAGAUCGUCGAGAUGCUGAGGGUUUGCAAGCUGGAAGAGCUCCACCUUGCAGACUGCCGCCUUCUGGAGGGCGCUGCGGACAAGGCUGAAAGUCUGCGCCAGCUGGUGGACGCCGUCAAGACUGUGCCGUCCCUGCGCAAGCUCACCUUGUCUAACAAUGGCCUCGCCGAAGGUGUUCACGUGUUGGCUCAGCUCUUCUCCGGACCCACGCCCAGCUUACUGGAGUACCUCCAUCUUGGAACCAACUUCAUUCAGCCAGCAGACUUGCUGCGCUUUGCUCAAGCUUUGAGCUCGCAUCCUCCGCCGCGCCAUCUCAACCUGGACAUCUCGACCCACCCGAGAGAUUGCAACUUCACGAAGUGGGGGGAGGGGCUCGACAAGCUCCGCUCCUUCUGUCAUGUCCUGACCGACAAUUGGCGUAGGUGAAACGCCAUGGCCGAGCGACUACAUCCGCGACAUGAGAGGCGGCCCGAGGACGCGUACGUACCAAGCGGAGAAAGUCUUUGAUUGAAGCAGAACGUCUGCAACCUGAUCAGCCUUUGCAGAAGUGACACCGGCAUGAUCGCCGUCGUGCUGGUUUGUAGCAUUUUUCGCUGUCGUCGUCGUCGUCCAGUCCUCGAAUCAACUUGUUAGGCUGCCAAAAUGUUUGACAUUAACCGGGACAUAAAUAAGUUGGGAUUCAAAUCAAGACAUAUAUAUCAUGUGUUCAGUGUUGAACGUGACAUUUUAGUGAUAAAGACCAAAGGGCAGAAAUGGGGAAGUCGAGUAAAGCAGAAUGUCCGUCCCAAUGGGUGGUGGUAGCGAGCGGAAAUCGAAGCGUGCAAACGGGAAAACAGAAACCAGCUGGAACUAGUUUGAAUGGGAAGAAAACACCUCCUUGAACUCCCCAAUAGCAGAGUUAGAAAAGAAAGUGCCUCCGAAAUUGGAGGCUCUUUGCUUUUGAGAGCGUUCCCCCUUUUUAUAUUCCUUUUUUGACAAUUUGAGGAUUGUAACCCUUUUCAUUCGGGUUUUACCUGGAUGGAUUGUUUUGAAGGAUUUCUGCUCAGGCUGCAUGUUGGUCGAAUUCAUUUUGUCCAAUUGUCUAAUUCCUUUGUUGCCAUUGAUUCCAAUUUUGACGAUUUUACGGUUAUGUUCUAAUUUUACUUCUUUUCCACUUUGCUGUCUUGCCUCUUAGCGAAUUAAAUCUUUUAUUUCACUUGACACUAUUUUUGUAGUUCUUGUGCACUUUUGUUUUCUCGCUUGCCUGACAUGAAAUCAGACGAAACUUUCCCCUGUUCUAGGUGACUAGGAUUACCCACAUUAAUCCUAGUUAAUAAAACAGAAUAAUGAAACUUCUCAUUUCAGCUGUAGCGAUAAUAUAUCCAUGUACCGGUAAAUAGACAUACCCUAUAAAUGGACCUUUAUAUAGAAAGCACCAUAUGAUCCAGUAAAUAGACACGCCCGUGGGCAGGCAAAUGGACAACCUUUUUCCACGUGUUGGCCUCAACUGUGGGUGUUAGGACUUGUCGGUCCUCUAGAGGGCAGCAUUUAUUGGGCGGCCAGCCUUUUGGCUGCCUGCAAAGGGAACACCGCAACGAAAAUGUUGCUCUCUCAUCUUUCUCGCUUGCCGGCCUCUGCUGCCUCCCGCAAUCUGUCACCAUCUCGAGGGAGGCGCUCAUGUUUGUCGUUGCUCUUGAAAUAACCUCUUUAUUCUGCAGGACGCUUUCAUUUCAAGACUAGUUUUUUUUUUCCUUUCCAGUCCUGGCACCCUUAUCUUGCCUACUUGCAGUCAAAAAACCUUUUUUUCGCAGUGUGUAACCAAGAGGCUGAGGAAAUUUACCUAUUCGCACCCAUGUGCAGGUCUUUGUGUUUGUUCUGUCACGCCAUAGGAUGGCGUUUAAAACAACAUGCUCCAAAAGGACCAGGCCAGAGGAUUUGUUUUGACAGCGAGGUUGAAUAAAAGGUAGAUAAAGGUCAUAAAUGUUAUUUUUAAAGGACACCAAUUCGUGAAAUAGAAAUCUGAAAUAAAUCAAAAGGCUGAGCAACUCUACUUCCCUUGUAGUAUGUCAACACGAGGGCGACAAGUUCGUGACAACGAUGGAAGCACUCCGUCUGAUUUACAAUGAUGACUUGUCAUGGAGUCUUUCUUCCUAAGGAUUCAAGUCUGGGCACGCUCAGUGUUCAAGCUGAUAAGAGUCACAAGGCCUGCUUCCUGUGGGAGUUGCCACGGCAACCAGCAUCUCAGCAUAGAGCCCAAAGGCGUACAAAAAAAAUACAACUCCACUCGGACCAGUAAAUAGUCACAUCCCCGCCUGUGCUCCAAUAAAUAAGCACACCCAUGCCCCAGUAACUAGCCUCAUCCCUGGUCAGUGAAUAAAUACACAGCGAUGGGUUCGCAAAUGAGCACAUCUAUGGGCUAUUAAAUCCUACAUCCUUUGGCCAGCAAAUAGACACAUCCUUGGGCAUGUAUAUGUACAUCCAUGUCCCAGUAAGUAGAUGCAUCCACGUGGUAAUAAAACAGUCUGUGGGCCCGUUCACGGACAUAUCUCUGCAAUCCAGUAAGUAGACACCUACCUGCUUGUGCUCCAGCAAAUAGACAUGCCCUGGGCACUGUAAAUAGCGCCAUCUCUAGGCCUGUCUAUGUACAUCCACGUAGCAAUAAGUGUGACAUUUUAUGAAUUCCAAGUAAUUUACCGUAAUAAGUUGUAGUAUGGAUGCCAAUGUCAUCGCAGCUUGGCAAAAGUUUGAAGAUGGGAAGUCUUUUCAUUUGAAAUGUGAGUGACAAAAAUUAGAUGUGCCUUUAUUGUGGCGGGUAGAGGCAGGAACAUGAAUGAUUGAUGUUAUGGAAAGAAAGAAGGGAUAAAAAAAAAAAAAAGCUACUGGAAAGUUUGGACUUCACAGAGCUGCCAAGACUGACUGCCAUCCAGUCCUCAAUCUGUCAGGAAAGAACAAGAAGUCGGCUUCUCCUCCAUCUUUGUUGUUCUUUUUCAUCUUUCAGUGCCAAAAAAUACGGCUUUUGCGAGCACUUGGAAAAGUGAAAGUGGAGCAGCAGAUUUGCGCCUUGCAGCGCAGGCGCCCAAAUGCAAACGACGAGCAGGAUGGACCGAGGCGCUCAGAUGGGAAAACCAAAAACACGGGCGUUAUUUUGUGCGACGAACUGUCAAACCGAGUGUGCUUGGGACCAAAACCUGAUAACCGAGAUCAGAGAUUUCCAAAGAGUCUUACAGUUUAAUGAUGGUUUAAACCCCAAAUAUAAGCCAAAGUAUGUCUAUGACAGAACUUUAAUAUCAUUUGGAACCCCUCUUCCAACAUUACCCUUGAGCAAGUGUGUGCGCGUGCACGUUCAUGCUGAGUGAGGCUGCUGGGUGGUGGUUGUCAUGGUGACAGGUUGAGGUGACUUGACGGGAAGUGCCAUAAAAAAGUUCAUGUUUGUACGAAAAUAUCCAGGGAUGUGUCUAUUUACUGGUAUGGUUUCUUGUCCAUCUAAAGCCCAGGAACUAGUCUAUUUACUAGGAGUAGGGAUGUGUCUCUUUUUCGUCACUGGUGCUGCUGUAAUAUUUAACUGAAUGAUGGAUUGAAAGUUCCAUUUUGGGCAAUAGUACAGCCAAGUGUCGCGAAAACGUCAACCAAUGACAGCACAGUCCAACAGCAGGAAGAAGAAGAAGCAUAUCGCUGUGAUUCAGUAUUUAGACAGGGCCUGGGCUGGUCAAUUGACACAACACUGGGUCACUAAAUAAAUAGUCUUCUCGUGAACGAACACACCCAUAAACCGAGUCCCCGGGCCCGUGAAUAGCUACACAUACGGACCAGUAAGUGAAUAGCCACACUUCUGUGAUUCGGUAAAUAGACAUAUUCCCGUGAUCUUGUAAAUUGACAAAGCACAGCAGCGGGAAGUUCACAGGAAAAAAAAAAAAAAAACUUGACGUUUGCCAGCAUUAGCGCAGUGUUGCCAAGUUGUCACGAUUAAAAUAAAUGUGCCAGUGACGUGAUUGGUUGCCAACACCUUCCUCGCCCAUGUGUGAGCAGCAAGAAACAGAUGGUGACGAGCUGCAGACACACA